Conger conger (European conger) is the source of this 2329-nucleotide messenger RNA. Its product is annotated as protein tyrosine phosphatase type IVA 2-like. Gene Ontology annotation, cellular component: nucleus. Gene Ontology annotation, molecular function: protein tyrosine phosphatase activity. The transcript is spliced from 7 exons. Gene Ontology annotation, biological process: protein dephosphorylation. NCBI's taxonomy places the organism in Eukaryota, Metazoa, Chordata, Actinopteri, Anguilliformes, Congridae. Bases 1030 to 1527 code for a protein of 165 amino acids. The record is from RefSeq and is a predicted model, not a curated record.
CAGGAACCUCCCAGCAGUUCGAAGAGAAGAAAAUCUGCGCGCCGUGUAGUACGGGAGGAAGAAACAACAACAAAAAAGAAAGAGGGAGAAGCAGCGGUUUCUGAGAUACACUUUCUCCGGGAUUAUAAGGGGCUUUCAAUGAACAGCCUGCUCUCUGACCGGAAUUAAACCUGCAUACACUGUGGCCCUCCAGGACCGGAAUUAAACCUGCAGACGCUGCAGCCCUCCAGGACUGGAGUUAAACCUGCAAACACAGUGCCCCCUCCAGGACUGGAGUUAAACCUGCAGACACUGUGGCCCUCCAGGACUGGAGUUAAACCUGCAGACACAGCGCCCCCUCCAGGACUGGAGUUAAACCUGCAGACACUGUGGCCCUCCAGGACUGGAGUUAAACCUGCAGACACUGCGGCCCUCCAGGACUGGAGUUAAACCUGCAGACACUGCGGCCCUCCAGGACUGGAGUUAAACCUGCAGACACUGCGAGUGCGAGUUGUGUGAGAAGAAUUUGACUAUAGUUUCAGUGCUGAUUCUGGUCGCACAUUUAUGGCGUUUGUGAGCGUCAGCAGAGACUUCUGCCAGGCACAGCACCUCUCCUUCGUGGACAAGUGAACCGGCAGCCCUCUGCACAGAGACUACACUUCCCAGAAGCCCCCCUGAAGCACACACUGGCACUGAAACUGCUCUCUCCUGCUGCCCGCUGGGGCCUCGUGUAGUCUGUGGCUAAACUCCAAAGCAACCAACCACCGACUCCUACCUGGACUUACUCUCAUGCCGGCCAAUUAGAAUCGCUUUCCUGAAUGGGGUAAUCUGAUUGGAUGAUUGGUGAAGUCCCCCCCAGUAGAAUUCCUUCUUCUAUGUGUCCUUUUUAUUGACCAUUCCUUUGCCACUUUAUUUCAUAUUUUUUAUUUAUUUUUUAUCAAACCAUUUCUACUUCAAACUUCACUGAGAUCUGAGCCAAAGUUUCAUUUUUUGAUACACAGUUUAUGCAACCGCUCUUUAUUUUUUGAAAGAGCUUCAUUUUCUGCCAGCAUGAACCGGCCAGCACCAGUGGAGAUAACGUACGAGUGCAUGAGGUUCCUGAUUACCCACAAUCCCACCAAUGCGCAGCUCAACAAGUAUACAGAGGAUCUGAAGCGGUUCGGGGUGCAGACGCUGGUGAGGGUGUGUGAUGCCACGUAUGAUAAGGCUCCUGUGGAGAAGGAGGGGAUCCAGGUCCUGGAUUGGCCGUUUGAUGAUGGUGCCCCGCCCCCUAGCCAGAUCGUUGAUGAUUGGCUGAACCUGCUGAAGAGCCGGUUUAGGGAGGUGCCUGGCAGCUGCAUCGCUGUUCACUGUGUGGCCGGGCUGGGCCGGGCUCCUGUGUUGGUGGCCUUGGCUCUGCUUGAAUGUGGGAUGAAGUAUGAAGAAGCGGUUCAGUUCAUUCGCCAAAAGCGUCGGGGAGCCUUUAACUCCAAGCAGCUGCUGUACCUGGAGAAGUACCGGCCCAAGAUGCGGUUGCGAUGCAGUGAGCACAGCUGCUGCCUGCAGUAGCCCGUGCCGGACACCACGGACGGACAGACAGACGGACAGACAGACGGACCCUCAGACCGCCGCUAGUGCUAAUCUUACCGUAAAAACGAGCGUGCAGCCAGGCCGGCGUGGACUCCGCACCACCACAGAGCACAUAGGAAGGGCUCAGCCAAUGGGCUCGCAUUUUUAAACAAAUACAAGUCCCGCCGGUUACCACUGUCCAAUCAUGGGCCAGAGUUUAAAAAACAUAAGUUCUCACUGGAUGCCCAGUGUCCAAUCAUGGGAGAGCCUGUAUUGAGCACAGUGGGAGCUGCAGGCUGUCAGGCCAGUCUCAUCACUGCUGAAGGAGUGCAUUAUGGGUUUAUUAUUAUCUCUCCCACUCUCCUCAUCACUGCUGAAGGAGUGCAUUAUGGGUUUGUUAUUACUGUUGUUAUUGUAUUAUGAAUGGUCCUGAAUCUGCGUGAAGGUGGAGUGUAUAAUCACCACGUGAGAGAGACAGAGAGAGAGAGAGAGAGGGAGGGGGAGAGAGAGAGAGAGAGAGAGAGAGAGAGGCACGUAUGAUCCAUUCAUUAUGAUUUCUGUCCAAACACGCGCGCAUGCACACACAAACAUGCAGCACCAAAACACAUGCAACACACACCCACAAAAACUCAUGCACGCCCAAAUGUGCGCACGUGCAUGCCUGCACACACACGCACACACACACAAACACGCACACACACGCACGCACGCACGCACGCACGCACACACGCACACACACACGCACACACGCACACACGCACGCACGCACACACACACACACACACAUACACGCACACACACG